GUUAGAGUAGCUACGUUGCGCUAUGAGACUCACAAACACCAACUCAUAACCACUAUAUACAACAUGGCAGCUGUAGCCGCCAACAACCAAGGAACAUCGCUCGAUAUCCGAGUUGAGGACUUCCUGGACGAUAAGCUUCAGUCUAUUUCCGACCUUGAGGAUCUCGACACACUUAUCGCAAAUGUUGAGCUUCAACGAAACCAGCUGCAAUUACAGUUAGAUACAGCUGUGAAAGAGCUCGAAGAGACCCGACGCACUGCCGACGAUCGCCAGGGGUCACUUGCUGCUCGCAUAGAAGAGUUUCAAAAGCUUCAAGAGAGCAUUGAUCUUCGUGCUCAGAUCUAUGCUGCCUCGGAUGCCCCAGAUCAGGCCAUCGAACGCCUAAAAGCGCCUAUGAACAAGAUUAAGGCCGUUGAGCGUGCCCAGAGAUACCUUGUUCUCUUGCAAGACGCUGAAAAAUUUCGAGCAGAGGCGAGAUCAUUCUUGCCUCAGAACCCCAAAGCUUCAUUGGAGCCUUAUAUCAAGUUGAAACAGCAUGUUCAAAAGCUACAAGGCCUACCUGGCCAAGAGGGCCUUCACCUCGUUGCAUAUGCCGAAGCCAUGGCCGCUUCACUUUGGGAUGAGAUCAAAUCUACUAUGUCCGGGGAACUUGAGGCCGUCUUGAAGCAGAGGAAGUGGCCCAAGAUUGACACCCAUGUACAGAUGGACGAGGAAUGGGUUAAUUGCAUAGAAAAGCUCAUCGAUCUUCAAAGGCCGGAAAUAGCACACACUGACAAGCUUGUCACGUUGCUACCGUUUGAAAUCAUGGCCUCCAUCUUUGUCUCCGAGUUUCGCUUCCAUUUCCUUAGCGAAAAGCCAACCAGCGGUGCCCAGGCAUUUGGAACUCAUUGCCUCCCAUGGUUUAUCGCACUGGUCGAGAAAUGGGAAGAUUUCUUCCGGGAUAAUCUGGGCUACUUACUAGCAGAGAAGUUCCGGGACACUGCUGUAGCGACCAACCUGGCUUAUAUCGACCCUGUUUCUGCCUUUAUUACCUCGCUCCUCCCAGUGCUGAAGGAGAAAACCUCAUUAGUUGCACUCGAAGCUAUCAAGAGCCCCUCCUUUCUCAGCAGUUUAAUGUCGCAACUCAUGGCAUUUGACGAGAAUGUUCGCUACAAGUUUAACUACGACGGCGGCGAUGUUGAGAACGGAUGGUCUGGCUUGACCGCACACAUACUGGAUGACCACUUUGAUACGUGGUUCGAGGCCGAGAAAGAUUUCGCCCUUGAGAGAUAUAACACUAUUAUGGAGUCACAAGAUGCCCGCAAUAUCGAUUAUGAUUAUGCGCUCCAGGGCAAGAUGAAGCCAACAUAUGCUGCUGUGCGUGUCACUGAUCUUCUGCGGUCUGUGACAAGUCAGUACGAGAGAGUACGUACCUUUAAGCACAAAAUUCGCUUCUUGAUCGGCAUUCAACUUGAAAUCUUGGAUGCUUAUCACGACCGCCUUCGAGACUCACUCCAGGCUUAUCAGAGCAUGUCUACGACCUUUGGCCGCACUUUGGCUGCGAAUAAGGAGGACCUUGCUAUUCUAGAGGGUACAGGUGGUUUCGAGGUACUCUGCAAAGUGAUUGGCAGCGCUGAUCAUAUUGUGAAUACUCUGAAAGACUGGAGCAACGAAGAGUUCUUUGUCUCUUUGUGGGAUGAACUCCAGACUCGAGCAUUGCACAGAUCUAGCCAGGGCAACAAUAUUACGAGUACCAUGAGCUACGAUGAUGUGAAGGAUCGCACAUCUACAGCAGUGGGAGAAAAACAUGAAGAUGGGGCUCUAUUUGAUGAGACAGCGAGUGCCUAUAACAUGCGACGCAAGGCUGCUCAAGAACUUCUCGUGGGCGCUUUGGUCGAGUCGCACAAUAAAGCCUUCCGAGCAUACACCAACCGUGUUCAAUGGACAACUGUCGGUGAAACUGCUAUCCUUGAUGAGCUUGCUAUUACGCCAGAACUUGAUGAGCCACUUCGCAUCCUCCAGCGCAACUUUGACUUUCUCAUCAGAGCUCUUUCGACUGCAGUGUUUCGCCGCGUCUGCCGAGAAGCCCUUGUCGAGCUUCAAGAUUAUCUAUGGCAAAGUGUCCUUAUGCGCCAGUCGUUCACCACUUACGGUGCAGCCCAGUUCCGUCGCGACGGCGCUGCCUUGGUUUCUACUAUCGAACGCUAUAUUCCCAAUGGUUCAUCUGUCCUUGAUAACUUGACCGAGGGUAUGCAGCUCCUGAGUCUUCCGGUUGAAGCGGGCGAGACGAGUGGCUUGACACUCAAGGAAGCCAGCGAUCGAGUCUUCACUGACAACGAAGAGGCGCGCAAGGUACUAGAGGAACUACAUCUUGAAGGGCUGUCACCGCAAGGUGCAAGAAACAUUCUGCAGCGUCGUGUAGAGAACAACGAGAACGUAGGGUGGUAAAGCGAAAUAGACUAAAAUUGGGUAUAUUAUCACGCAUUCGAUGCCUUUUUCCAAGGUCUAUCGCUCAUGCCUCACGUGUUGAACCUGUCCGUGGCCUUCUAAAAAUAUCAUUUUCCUUUUUGUUCUAACCAUUGAGCCCCCCAAUACGUUUUAUUGCAUCAAAAGAUCAACCAUAUUCCAUUUUCCGCACUAUUCGCUUUUGUUUAGCUGUUAAGAGCCCGCAUGGUCAUCUCGACAACAAUGAAAGUUCCCGCGCUGACAGGCAUAGCUCGUGCCAGCGUAGGUCCGAUACCCUUCCAGAAGCCAGCCGCUCCCUCGGCUCGCCAAGUCUUUGAAAAGCAAUCUCGCAUGGUGGCGUAUUUUUGGUUGGCACCGAAACCGUCGGUCUGCAUCUUGCUCUUGAUAACAUCGAAGGGGUAGCUGGAAAGCCAGAGAACUUCACCGGCAAGACCACCGUAAAGAGCAAUCUUGUAAGCGGGGAUGUCCUUGCGGUCGAUCUUGUUGCGGGCAGCGUCGGAGUUCAUCAUAUACUCAAAGGCGGUGAACCAGGAACCGUAGGCGAAAGCCUCUCGCCAGAUAGUGACAGCCUGACCGCGGUAGAUGCCACUCAGGACACCAUUGUGAGCUCCGAGCUUACGAAUGCAGUCACCAGGACCAUCGUAUAGACGACCGGCGCCGUGAGGCUGGCUCUGAAGGCGGAUACGGAUAUGCUCGAUGGGACCUGAGAGGACCGAGUUGGAGAUACCAGCAAAGGCACCCGCGGCACCGUAUUGAAGGUAAGACAGUUCGGCUCCGUUGUUGCGAGUUUGGAACCAGCGCUUCGCGGCGUUGAAGGCACCGAAUUGGACGGAAACACAGGCUCCGAUGCCGAUGAGUGGUGUAAGCGUUCCCUUGUAAAAGGCGAGGGCACCCUCGUUCUUGUAGAUUGUGGUGGCGGCGUUGAUGGCAGAAGAGUAUUGUGUUGUAGUUUGCAGUCGGACCUUGACAAUGUCAAAGGGUUGGCCUGAGAUUAGAGCGUUAGCAAUUGGGUUGGAUUCGUACUGUUGUACAAAUAUGCUGGUGACGACUUCAUGGUGGAGGGUAAGCUUAUCGUGAGCCAGGUCUCUCUUCUUGAUCCCCCGGUUCAGAGAAAUCUUCUAUACGCCUUUGCGCUGACCGACUCCCCAACAAUUGAACGAAAGAAACAUCAAGACAUACCAAUCAAGACCUGCGCGAUUCCUCCAACAGCACCA
Fusarium verticillioides 7600 is the source of this 3659-nucleotide messenger RNA. RefSeq lists its product as hypothetical. NCBI's taxonomy places the organism in Eukaryota, Fungi, Ascomycota, Sordariomycetes, Hypocreales, Nectriaceae. The transcript has 3 exons. The record is from RefSeq and is a predicted model, not a curated record. Gene Ontology annotation, biological process: retrograde vesicle-mediated transport, Golgi to endoplasmic reticulum; regulation of ER to Golgi vesicle-mediated transport; endoplasmic reticulum to Golgi vesicle-mediated transport. Gene Ontology annotation, cellular component: Dsl1/NZR complex. The coding region runs from base 64 to 2427 and encodes 787 amino acids.